CGUACCCCCCAAUAGCAGCGCCUAUGUUCCGGGGGGAGUUUGAGGAUCUCAUCCCCCCUUGGAAUCCUAGCGAGACCUCUGCUGGGGCGGCUGCUGCGCCUUCUGCGCCCCCUCCCCCGGAGGCUAUGGAGGUUGAUCCAGCUACAAUACCGUUACCGGAGGAGGCAAAGGCGUCCCCCCAGAAUCCUCUUGUCGACGAGCUGCGGUUACAACGAGAGCAGAUGGCUAAGUUGCUGGGGGCAAUGCAAGAAAUAGACUCUAAAGGGGGGAAGGGUAAACUGCGGGAGUUAUAUGAGAAAGCAGCCAAAGCAGUACAACAAGGGAUACAAAAUAUAGAGGAGCAGCUUAAUAAGCAGGAGGCGGUUGCAUGGGGAGGCAGAGAGGGAAUCAAACAAGCCAUCCUGCAGCGCCAAUUGACGAUAGAGGAAGGGCAGCAGUUGAUACGGCAGCUUCUAGGAGCACCAGAGGGGCUUACUACGGGAGAAAAAGAACAACUGCGAAGGGCAUUAGACGGAGGCAGAGAAGAUAUAGACGUCCGUAGGAGACUGCCUUUUGAGAGGCGCGGGCCAGACCCUUUUGAUAGGCGUGGGCCAGAUGGAGCACGGGGCCCUCCGCGAGAUGAUUCCUUUGAUCCGACCAAGCGCUGGAGGGGACAAGAACAGCCUCGGUGGAUACCGGCUCGGUGGGUAAAGCCCUGGCUCUCCAAAGUGGAUGCAGCAGCCGCCGGGGAUAGCGAUACAAGAAGCGAUCCGACAGCUUGACGAAACAUCACGACAGCGAAUACAACAAAAGGUUGCCUUAGUACAACAAAGACUGCUGCGCUCGAUAGUGGCGAAGGAGGCCAGUGGAUGGUAUUACCACCAAGAACCGUCAGUGCAUAAUUGUUUGUGCAUUCUUGACUUACUAGCGGUGACUGUUCGCAAAGGGUGGGAUGAACAGCCUUGUCUGGUAUGCCAAAGUGAGCUCUGUUUUUCCUGGGUUGCUCUAAAGUGUGGGGGUUGUAAUCACAAAAUUUGGUGGAAUCAGACAUUAGUCCAUAGGAAAUGGUGUCCAAGGUGUGAAUAUAAAUAUCAAGCUAAAACGUGGGAGCAAGAGCUUUUCCGAAUUCAACAGCGGCAAUUACACUUCGAAUCACUAGAACAGAAAAUAUUAGCAUAUUGUAGGUGGGCAUUAGAGCUGGAAAUACACCGCCUAGAAAGUCAAGAGAAAACACACAUACUUCAAGCGCGGUGCAGUCGAAAAGUACCCCUUAGAUUUUUUACAUCAGUAGGGCCCUUCAAAGGAAGCCCUGACAAAGCGUUAGCAGAAGCAGUUCAACAGCUUGUUAGACAUGAAGGGUAUUAUAGCAUUGCUCGUGUUGCUCGCUUCUGGCGUCGCCUCUUGGCUAACGAAAAUUGACCAAAGGCAGAACAUGUGGAUUACAUGGGCUAACCAGACUAAUUUAACAUCUUUCUGCCUAUCUUUGGCCACACCUUCUGACCCAUUUCGCACUUGUCUAUUGGGUGUACCCUUUCAGUCAUACAACGACCUUUUAGUGAUGCGAGGAUGGAUAAGUCCCGAGGUUCCCAUGCCCCGCAAUGAAAGCCAAUUCAUACUUCAACAUUGCAAUUUUGCAGCAAGCCUUAGCAAUAACAAGAGCACAUGGGGAAAUAAGACAUGGUGUCAGAUACAGAUUAAAUUAAGAAACGGAAAUGGUUUAGCCUUAUACCAAUGGGGUCUUGCACUGUGGACACGUAAAAUAGUGAUAAAUCUAAAUCGUGCUGGUUUGGAACCACAAGAGUUAGAACUGUUGGGCUCUAAGCCAGGGAAUUAUUGUGUUGUAUUCGGAGACCAUUAUAAUAAUCCAGAACACAAGCGCCCGCUUAAUAACAGUGUGAUAGUAACCCCCUCUAAUGUUGAGAUCUACAAUUACAGCAUAGGAAGCCCCUAUUGCAUAAACGGAGUAGACUUUAUCUCUAAGCUUAACAAAUCCCCACGUCGCUUACCCCCUGCUGUGUUUUUAGUCUGCGGGGACAGGGCCUGGAACGGCAUUCCUGCUAACCCAUGGGGAGGCCCCUGUUGGUUAGGCAAAUUAACUUUGUUUUCCCCGCAACUAAAAGACUUACAAAAUGUUACCAGAUCACCCAAAAGACACAAAAGGAGUAUAACCAUGCUGGAUCAAAACUGCAACUCUCACUUGCUUUUGUGGAAUUCCCCCAUCCAAAUCUUGGCUUCUAUCUUUGCUCCUCAUGUUUCUGCAGCUCAUGCGUUGA
Messenger RNA from Lepidothrix coronata (blue-crowned manakin), 2252 nucleotides. RefSeq lists its product as uncharacterized. NCBI's taxonomy places the organism in Eukaryota, Metazoa, Chordata, Aves, Passeriformes, Pipridae. Bases 24 to 761 code for a protein of 245 amino acids. The transcript has 2 exons. The record is from RefSeq and is a predicted model, not a curated record.